Messenger RNA from Acomys russatus (golden spiny mouse), 650 nucleotides. RefSeq names its product chromosome 16 C17orf98 homolog (gene Spmap1). The transcript is spliced from 3 exons. Bases 186 to 650 code for a protein of 154 amino acids. Lineage: Eukaryota; Metazoa; Chordata; Mammalia; Rodentia; Muridae. The record is from RefSeq and is a predicted model, not a curated record.
UUCAAUCUCCGCACCACAAAAAGAUGGGCGUGGUGGGAAUUCUGAAAUGAACAAUAGGGUUUGUAUCUCACGGGGUCCUUAACAUACGUAACAAUGCUCAGUGAAGGGCUCUUCCCCAGAAAACCUGCAAGCUGCGGUGGAUCUGGAGCGCUUCGCCAGAAAGCCCUCACGCUGCGGUGGUUGGGAUGGCUCGUUCUGAGUGUUCUCUGCGACUCGAAAAACGCUUUGUUUUGGAUGGGGUGGCUGUGAGCUCAAUGGCCCAGGCCUACAACAUCUUGAGGCCCAAGCUGUGGUCGGCAAUUCCCCCUUACAAUCCUCAACAGGACCACCACACUCGUCGCUACUUCCGGAGCCACGUAGUUCCGCCCGUUUUGCGGAAAACUGAACAGGACCAUGGCGGCACAGGAAGGGAUGGAUGGAUAGUAGAUUAUUUCCACAUUUUUGGUCAAGGACAGAGAUAUCUCAACAGGAGAAACUGGGCAGGGGCAGGGCAUUCCCUCCAGCAGGUGAGAGGACAUGACUACUACAACGCUAAUCCCAAGAUGAUAACAACGGGCUUAAACGGCCGAUUUGGCUACCGCCGGAACAUUCCAGCCCUCCGCCAGCGCACAUCAGUCUUUGGAGAAGUCACACCAUUCCCCAUUUUCUGA